This is a messenger RNA of Clarias gariepinus (North African catfish), 777 nucleotides long. RefSeq names its product sperm associated antigen 7 (gene spag7). The transcript has 7 exons. Bases 35 to 724 code for a protein of 229 amino acids. Lineage: Eukaryota; Metazoa; Chordata; Actinopteri; Siluriformes; Clariidae. Gene Ontology annotation, molecular function: nucleic acid binding. The record is from RefSeq and is a predicted model, not a curated record.
CUUCCGGUUUCCGGUUAGACUCAUUCGGGCCAAGAUGGCGGACCUCCUGGGUUCAAUCCUGAGCUCGAUGGAAAAACCUCCAACGGUCGGCGACCAGGAAAGUCGCCGUAAGGCUCGAGAGCAGGCUGCUCGCAUGAAGAAGAUGCAGGAGGAUGAGAAGAGGAAGAAAGCCGAGUUCAGGAAGAAGAUGGAGAAGGACGUGUCUGAUUUCAUUCAGGACAGCAGCCUGCAGAAGAAGAAGUACGAGCCCAUGGGGAAGAUCGAGAGGAGCAUCCUGCACGACGUGGCCGAGGUGGCCGGCCUGACCUCCUUCUCCUUCGGGGACGAUGAAGAGAGCAGAUACGUCAUGCUCUUCAAAAAGGAGUUCGCCCCAUCAGAUGAGGAGCUGGAGGCGUAUCGUAGAGGAGAGGAAUGGGAUCGGGCUAAAGCAGAGGAGAGACGCAAACUGAAGGAGCAGGCGGCGUUGGAGGAGGAGGCGGCGAGUCAGAGUCAGAAGAGGCCGAUGUCUCCCAGCUCCAACUACAGAGACAAGUACAGCCAUCUGAUCGGCACCGCCGCCGCUAAAGACGCCGCGCACACGCUGGAGGCUAACCGGGCGUACGGCUGUGUCCCCGUGGCCAAUAAGAGAGACACGCGCUCCAUCGAGGAGGCCAUGAACGACAUCCGGGCUAAAAAACGCCUCAAGAGAGGAGGAGAAGAGGACACGGGGGCCGGCAGCCUCUGAGGAGUGUGUGUGUGUGUGUGUGUGCGCGUGUGCGUGUGUGUGUGCGCGUGUGC